Suillus subalutaceus is the source of this 1950-nucleotide messenger RNA. RefSeq names its product P-loop containing nucleoside triphosphate hydrolase protein. Gene Ontology annotation, molecular function: ATP-dependent chromatin remodeler activity; ATP binding. Lineage: Eukaryota; Fungi; Basidiomycota; Agaricomycetes; Boletales; Suillaceae. Bases 429 to 1862 code for a protein of 477 amino acids. The record is from RefSeq and is a predicted model, not a curated record. The transcript has 13 exons.
CCUAGGCCCAUCACUCACAAGGAUUAAAAAGAGCUGCGGGAGACUGCGGGCCCUCCUAAUCUCUGUUUCAAAUUCAAUAUACCGUCACAUGUCCGCCUUUCAGUUAUUUCUUGCAUCAUUGGAAGAUAAUGGUCGUCGAAGAGAGUCCCCACACCACGCCACUAAUGUGACGCCGUCUUCAGCAUUGAAGGCGUCAAAAUCCGUUCGACUUUCUAGUGCCCCACCAAAUUUGAAACACAAGGAAAUAACUCCACCUAUCAGUGAAAAUAUUUCUCGUGAAUUUGUACUUGCGACUGUGAGUGGCACCAAAGCUUGAAUUUUGUCAGUUUAACAAGUUUCAGAGAAAGCCAAAGUCCAGCAAUGCAGCAAACAACAAGAUUGGUGGGUCCGUUCUGGGCUCCUCGUUCACCCUUUUCAAGCAUCAAGCGAUGGACCUCGAGUGGCUACUCGCCCGUGAGAAAGAAGGACAAGGAGGCUCAAUACUCGCGCACGAGAUGGGUCUCGGAAAGACCGUAACUUCCAUAGCGUUGAUAAAGAAGACGCUCCAAGAGUCGAAAGCAGCGGAUCUCAAGAAGUCCCCUGGGGUUCCUUCUAAGACUAGUGGACCCGUGAAAGCUCCCCCUAAACAACCCAAGACGACACUGGUUGUUGUCCCUAGCGUAUCUCUCCGCGAACAGUGGAUGCGCGAAAUUGUGAAAUUUGGUGAUGGACUAACAGCGAAAGUUCAUGAUGGGCACAUGAGUGUGGACGCUCUCAUGGACGCAGAUGUUAUCAUCACUACGUAUCAGCGAAUUGAACGUCGAAUGAGCAAGGAUCCUAAGGAUCCAGUUUUUCUGGCACGCUGGUCCCGCGUCAUUUUAGAUGAAUCGCAUAAGAUCGUGGGUUUAGGUGCUUGGUACAAGCUAUCCGAUAUCCAAUCCCAGCUCAGGUUUCUUGAAGUCACAGAUGAACGUGGUCCGGCUGCGGAAAGCACCGCGUUCGCUGUGCGCGGUAAACGUGGAUACUUUUCCAAGGUUUCCGCACACGUAGUCGCGGAUCUUCUUACGAAUUGUACGCGAUACAGGAGAAAGGUAGAUGUAAUUCUGCUUCCGAAUCUAGAAAUCAAAACUGUUCAUGUGUGGCAAACACAAGGGGAGAAAACGAUACAUGAUUGGGCUCGUUCCGGUAUCAGGGAUUUCGAUUUGGCGUGGCUGAGAGCCAGGCAAGCAUGCGAUCACCCAUUACUACUCAUGGGCGUCUUGGGGCAGGUAAUCGAGGAGCAAGGCCUGAAUGCUGAUGUAACUUCUGAUGCAGUGGACCUGUACGGACGUGGACUUGGUCCCGAUCCGGAAGUUCUCCCGUUAAGCCUUCAGCCAUUCGCUCGGCUGUUUGGACAUGCGUAUGUCUCAAGUAAAAUCCGCGCGGUGAUGGAUAUCAUCACAGGGGUGCCAGAAGGCCAGAAGGUGUUGGUUUUUUGCUGCUUUAGGGACACGAUGGAUCUGCUGGAGGUCCAGAUGAAGAAACUCAAGAUAGGCGUGGGCCAAUAUCAUGGCGAACUCUCGACCCAACAACGUAUGGAAGUCCUUGACUCUUUCGCGAACAAUUCCCGCAUGAAAGUGCUCCUGAUGUCCAUUGAUGCUGGUGGUGUCGGACUCAACAUCACUGUCGCAAAUCAUGUCAUUCUCGUCAAUCCGUGGUGGAAUCGUUGCAAAGAGAUGCAGGCUAUUUCUCGAUGCCACCGAUUUGGCCAAGACAAGACAGUUUUUGUGUAUAAAGUCAUCACACAGGACUCUGUGGAGACUGAUGUUAUAAAGUGUCAAGAGGAGAAGAAGGAUAUCAUUGAAUAUGUAACAGACUUGAUUGCGCUUCCCCCUAUCUUCUGAGCUUGAGAUAAUGUUUUAUAACCUGACCGUAUGCAAGGUGCCUGCCGGCGCAGCUCCGCCCUCUCAAGUCCAAUCUAAGCCAGGCACG